Ilex paraguariensis (yerba mate) is the source of this 1305-nucleotide messenger RNA. Lineage: Eukaryota; Viridiplantae; Streptophyta; Magnoliopsida; Aquifoliales; Aquifoliaceae. The record is from the annotation of a GenBank genome assembly.
AUGGAGAGCUGUUGCGAGAUGGUGCCAUUCCCUUUGCUAAUGACACCAAUCGAAUCCAAUUACAGGGCAUGCACCAUCCCUUACAGAUUCCCAUCGGACAAUCCCAAGAAACCAACAACCACCGAGCUCUCUUGGAUUGAUCUCUUCCUCAAUUCCAUCCCCUCUUUCCGAAAACGGGCCGAGAGUGAUGAUACCGUUUCUGAUGCUCCCAUCAGAGCUGACAAGUUUGCUCAAAGGUAUGCUGAAAUACUGGAGGAUUUUAAGAAAGAUCCUGAAAGUCACGGUGGGCCACCAGAUUGCACUCUUCUUUGUCAGCUUCGUGAGCAAGUCCUUAGGGAAGUGGGAUUCAAAGAUAUAUUCAAGAAGGUUAAGGAUGAAGAAAACACCAAGGCAAUAUCCUUAUUUGAGGAUGUAGUUCAUCUUAAUGAUGCUAUAGAGGAUGAUGCCAAGCGUGUUGAGAAUCUGGUUAGAGGAAUAUUUGCAGGGAACAUAUUUGAUCUUGGUUCUGCACAGCUUGCAGAGUUAUUCUCAAAGGAUGGAAUAUCCUUUACCGCUAGUUGUCAAAAUCUUGUCUCUCGACCUUGGGUAAUUGAUGAUUUGGACACUUUUAUAUUAAAAUGGGGCAGGAAAUCUUGGAAAAAGGCUGUCAUUUUUGUGGAUAAUUCUGGUGCUGACAUAAUAUUGGGUAUAUUGCCAUUUACGAGAGAGUUACUCCGCCAUGGGACACAGGUUGUGUUGGCAGCUAAUGACUUACCUUCUAUCAAUGAUGUAACUUACCCUGAACUAAUUGAGAUUAUUUCGAAGUUGAAGGAUGAACAUGGGCAUCUUGUUGGCGUUGAUACUUCCAAUCUUUUGAUUGCGAACUCUGGCAAUGAUUUGCCGGUUAUAGAUCUUAGUAGAGUAUCGCAAGAGCUUGCCUACUUGGCCAGUGAUGCAGACUUGGUUAUUUUGGAAGGAAUGGGCCGUGGAAUAGAGACAAAUCUCUAUGCUCAAUUGAAAUGCGAUUCACUCAAGAUUGGGAUGGUGAAGCACCCAGAGGUUGCUCAGUUCCUCGGAGGAAGACUGUAUGACUGUUUCUUCACAAUGAUGUUAUCCAAGCCAUUUGAUGUCCUAUAUCUAACAGUUGCAACACCAGGAUCAACCUCUGCUCCACAUGAUUCAAACAGAUCAAUGAAUUUUCCCACCCAGUCAAAUCAUCCGGUGAACAACCCCAGACCAGAAGAUAAUGAGGCUUCAGAAAGAGGAAGAGAGAUUUGGAAAGGGUGCACACAGCCAUUCCACAUAACAGGGGGGGGGGGAGUGUAA